This is a messenger RNA of Daphnia pulex (common water flea), 2999 nucleotides long. RefSeq names its product carboxy-terminal kinesin 2-like. Gene Ontology annotation, molecular function: microtubule motor activity; ATP binding; microtubule binding. The coding region runs from base 901 to 2883 and encodes 660 amino acids. The record is from RefSeq and is a predicted model, not a curated record. NCBI's taxonomy places the organism in Eukaryota, Metazoa, Arthropoda, Branchiopoda, Diplostraca, Daphniidae. The transcript is spliced from 10 exons. Gene Ontology annotation, biological process: microtubule-based movement.
UGUCGCUGGCUGUCCAGCUAUUUAAAAUUAAGGACAACUUCAACUUUGUUUUUCUUUUCUUAAAUUAAUGACGUUUACCUUGUUCGAUGGAAGUUUGGUAGACAGCGCCAUUCCCAGAAAACGUUGCAACCAAAGGGACACCAUUUUACAGUACACAAAUAUGGCGUGUAAAAUCCGAUGUUUAUUCGAUUUAGAAGUUAUUUCAUAGUUUUAUUCAACAGUUAUAAAUAUAGAAGCUGUGAAACUAUGUUUACGUGGCUAUGUUGCGUGCAUUCUAGAACUUCAAUGCGAUGGUGUUAACUUUCGAGUAAAAGACAGGCAUCCCCUUGGUCUAUGGUUUGAAAAAUAAUUUAGUCAUAACUUCCAAAUUGAAUUAACAACAAUUCAACGAAUAUCACACGCCAUGUCCUUUCCCCGGGUUCCCCUGGUGCCAGGGCCCAAUAGCUAUUUUGACUAUUGGCCCCCGAAAUCCGGGGACCAAUCAUGCAUAUUUUUCCUAAAUAAAUAGAGCAAUGUAUUUUGUAUAUAUUACCUACACAGAGCAAAGAUAUUCAUUUACUAAUUACUAUGCUAUUGCUAUUACUCUGGUUGAAUGCCUGGCCGCUUGGUGGCGUUCGAGUUCGUCGAGGACGCAUAUAGAUUUAUUUCAAAGUGGCAACGCCGACUUGAUUCGAAUUUCUGCCGUUAACGACUUGUGGCAUUAAUUCAAAGGCAUCAUCUGCAUUACUGCAUCAGAAGAAAACCCUUCGUAAUUAUUUCGGUUGUCGGUUCUACAAGGAUUUCAACUUACAGUAAUCUUGCUUACAUUGCACAAAUUCAUUUAAACUUAGUUGAGGACUCUACUCUGCUUUCUUGCUAUUUUACCAACGGUUGCCACUUACGCCUCAACCAAACAAAGAAAUGGCUAGCAAGAUACCCGGUUUUACUUCGGGACUGAAACCCCCUUCGACUUCCUCUUCUUUAUCUAAUCUUGCCAAACGACGAGGUCCAGAGGUGUCAACAGUACAACCAAUUGAAAAGCGUCCAAGAACAACAGAUGAUGCUUCAACCACAGCUAGUAGCCACCAGUCAUCGAGUACAUUGAUUCGUUCAAAAUCAGUCACUAACUUGGCCACUACUGGGCAAAAUGGAAAAUCAACAACUGUGGGUAGGGGUUUAUCGACAGCCCUCAAACCUCAUGCAUCUUCAACUCUUGGCCGCACAGCUGCCCGUGACAUUACUAAAAAGGCAGACUCUAUUUCAAAUGCCAUCACCAACAAGGGUGUUAAACCCAAACCUCUAACUCUGGAAAGUAGGAUGAUAAUUAUCGAAAAGCGCCUUGGAGAGUUGGAAACCGAAAAUGCCGAGAAGAAGGAUACCAUCACUGUGUUAGACUCUACCAAUAAGAACCUCGAGGUCCACAUUAAGGACAAGGAAAGUGCAGUGAAUAUUUUGUCAGAUGAAAUCGACACUUUGAAGAGUAAAAUUAGGGGCUUAGAGAUGUCGAGUGCCACUGAAAAAUCUCUGCUGGAAAAUAAGAUUCGAGAAUUGGAGUUCCAUAAAGGUCUUAUUGAGCGUGAGAGGACUAGUCUGGAAGGUGAACUAAUCGCCUCUCAGAAAGAAGUUGUUGGAUUAAAAUGCUCAAUGGCUGAGAUGAGCUCAGCCUCCGCUGGUCUUCGCGCGGAAUUGGAGUCUCUUCAGCGCCACUUAACAAUCGAACAAGCUGACAAUGCUAGGUUAAGAAAUGAUGUGUCUGUGGCAACAGCAGAAAUUCAAGACUUACAAGCUCGACUUCGGCAAGAAGAAACUCAAAGACGUCUACUACACAACACAGUUCAAGAACUGAAAGGCAACAUCCGCGUAUUUUGCCGAAUCCGACCCAUCAUUCCUUCGGACAAAUUGCCCGGAGGAAAAAUCGCGCAUUUAAACGUCUUACACGAUAAGUCUCUGGAAGUACACAAACUGAAUGCUGACAUGACUUUGAAUGAAAGCUCAAUGAAUGCUCCUGCAAGUGGCAAAGGACCUUCAAAAAUCGACUUCAAUUUUGAUCGAGUGUUUGGUCCUAAUGCAACUCAACAGCAAGUUUUCGAUGAGAUUUCUCAACUUAUUCAAUCGGCGUUGGACGGUUACAACGUUUGCAUUUUUGCCUACGGGCAAACCGGUUCUGGCAAAACUUUUACUAUGGAAGGCGGAACUGCUGGGUCUGAAUCAGACGGGAUGAUUCCACGCUCUGUGCGUUUAAUUUUUGCUGCUUGUGAGUCCCUUCGAGCCAAAGGUUGGGCUUACAAGAUCGAAGCUUCUUUUUUGGAGAUCUACAAUGAACAAAUCCGCGAUCUACUCGGUCCUUCUGGAGGAGUUCACGAUAUUCGAAUCGUCAACAAUGAAACUGUCGUCACGAAUCUUAAGGUUGAAGAGGUUACAAACGAACAACAGGUACAAAACUUACUUGCCAGGGCUCAGCAACAGCGUGCCGUCGCUUCAACCAGUUGCAACGAGCAUUCUUCUCGCAGCCAUAGUGUUCUGCGUCUGAAAUUGACAGGAGUUAAUGCGGAUACUACUGAGACUUCGAACGGAGUCCUUUACAUGGUUGAUCUAGCGGGUUCAGAGCGCCUCAAGGAGUCUGGUGCCACGGGUGACAGAUUGACCGAGACGAAGCACAUUAACAAAUCUCUUUCAAAUCUUGGCAACGUGAUCAUGGCACUUGCAGCCAAGGAAAGCCAUAUCCCAUACCGUAACUCAAAACUUACUUUACUACUUCAGCAAGCAUUGGGUGGCAGUGCUAAAACGCUUAUGUUCGUUAAUGUUUCUCCCAAAGAAAAUCAUAUUAAUGAGACCGUUAACUCUUUGCGAUUCGCCGCCAAAGUGAAUGCAUGUCACAUUGGAACCGCCAUGAAAAAUAGUUAAACAUUCUCUUUUGGCUAAGCAUUUGAACUUACACUUAACGAACAAGAUUGCAAUUACCCUCUUUUAUUAGUAGUCUAAAAUUUUGUCCUUUUUGAAAAAUACAUUAAUUUACUAGA